AUGACCUCGUCGACCAAGCUCCGCGCCGGCCUCGUUGGCUUCGGCACCGCCGCCCAGUUCUUCCACAUGCCGCUGCUGCUUUCGAGCGGCCGCUUUGAGAUCACGCACGUCAUGGAGCGCUCCAAGUCGCUCAGCCGUGACGCGCUGCCGUCGGCCACGAUCGUGCGCUCGAUGGCCGACCUCGUCGCGGCACCAAUUGACGUGGUCGUGAUUGCAACACCGACGAACUUGCACUUUGAACAGGCCAAGAUCGCGCUCGAGGCCAAGAAGCACGUGGUCGUCGACAAGCCCAUGUGCGUCACGUCGGCCGAAGCAAGCGUCCUCAUCGAGACGGCCCGCGCCAACAACGUCAUCCUGACCGUCUUCCAGAACCGCCGGUGGGACUCGGACUUUCUCACGGUGCGCAAGCUCCUCGAGAGCAAGACGCUUGGAGACCUCUCGCACUUUGAAGCUCAUUUUGACCGCUUCCGGCCGUCGCUCAAAGGCAACUGGAAGGAGAGCGCGGACGUUGGCGGCGGCGGCCUCCUCUACGACCUCGGCGCGCACCUCGUCGAUCAAAUGCUGACGCUCUUUGGCCCACCGACGACCAUUUCGUCCGACGUCCAGAGCCAGCGCGACGGCUGCAGCAACGACGACUACUUCCGCCUCGAGUGCCAGUUCCCGGGCUUCCUCGUCGUGCUCACGGCGGGCAUGCUCGUCGAGAACCCGACGCCCAAGUACACAAUCCGCGGCGCGCACGGCUCGUUUGUCAAGUUUGGCGAGGACGGCCAAGAGACCGCGCUGCGUGCGGGGCGGACGCCGUUGACCGACGGCGACAGCUGGGGCCAUGAGCCUACGGCGCACCAUGGCGUCCUUCAGCGCCACGGUCAGCCGGACGAGCGCAUCGUGAGCGAGCCGGGCAACUACAGCGCCUACUACAUCGGCCUUGCCGACACGAUUGAGCACGGCGCGGCGCUGCUCGUGCACCCUGAAGAGUCGGCAGCUGGCAUUGCGAUCCUCGAGAAGGCCAAGGCGGCGUUUUUGGCAGCGCAGGCGUAG
Molecule: messenger RNA, 1038 nt
Organism: Saprolegnia parasitica CBS 223.65
Lineage: Eukaryota; Oomycota; Saprolegniomycetes; Saprolegniales; Saprolegniaceae
Exons: 2
Coding region: 1-1038 (345 amino acids)
Molecular function (GO): nucleotide binding
Source: RefSeq, a predicted model, not a curated record